AUGGCUGAAACAGAGAAACAACAAAGGUCUCAAGAUGGGCCUAUCCUGCGAAGCAGUUUUCAGCAGGAUGAGAAUUCUGCCGAACAGGCUUCUCACUCAACUACGCAGACCGAUUCAUUAAACCUGGGGAUUGGUGAUGAUCGCAAAAAGAAGCUCGGCGUGCUUUGGGGCUCAGCACUCAUGCAGCUCCCACUCUGGGGCUUCAAUCUGAGUUACGGUAUUUUUGAAGAAUAUUGGACAAGCAACUGGACUCUUGAUGGCGAUCUCUCCAUUACUGGCACAGUCGGCACUACCUCCAAUGGAGUCAUGUACAUCUCCAUGCCGUUCCUAUUUGCCAUAUUCACCCGCUACUGGGCUCAUCACCGGCUCAAAGCAGAGCUUGUAGGCCUUAUCAUAGCAUUCCUUGGGUUCAUUCUCUCCUCCUUCAGUACUCAUGUGUGGCAUCUCAUGGUGACACAAGGCGUCAUGGCUGCCUUUGGAUGUACUCUUGUGUAUAGUCCAGCAACAUGUUCUCUUGGGGAGUGGUAUGCCACUGGAAACCGCGCUAUUGCCUAUGGUAUCAUUCUCUCGUGUAGAAACAUUGUUGGUUCGGUUUGUCCUUUUCUGCUGCGGUAUCUUCUUGACCAAUACGGCUUUCGGUGGACAAUCCGGAUAUGGGCGUUCAUUCUGGCUGGGUCAGGUCUUUUGUCCAUCGUUCUCGUCCCGACUCAUCCUUCCAAGAUGGUGGCACGGGAGGGGAAGCCUCCUCGUAUACCAUGGACAUUCCUGAAACACCGUGGCAUUUACACGUACUUCGCUGCAGUCAUGGUUCAAAGUUCUGGAUACUGUCUACCGCAGACGUAUCUCCCAACAUUUGCAAGAGAGUUCAACGGCGCCAGUCAAGCUAUUUCCACUCUAUUGCUUACAUUGCACAACAUACCAGGCAUUCUCUCGUGCUUCUUCUUUGGUUGGCUUACUGACAACAAGUAUCAUCAAUUCUCGGCCGCUACCAUCACUUGCCUCUCAGCCUUCGCAUCAUCAGCAUCUGUCCUUUUGCUCUGGGGAAUGUCAGUAGACGGGAGUCCUGCCCUUACACUUGUAUUUGCUAUCGUCUUUGGCUUCUUCGCUGGGGGUUACAGUGCAACCUGGGGAGGCAUUACAAAGGAACUAGAGAGUGAAGCAGAGGAGCAUGACGAGACUAUCGACUCGAGUCUUACAUAUGGGCUUCUCAAUGGAGCUCGAGGUAUUGGAUUCGUCAGUGGUGGACUUGUAAGUAUCCCACUGCUGAGUGCUGGUGACACAGGCUGGGGAGGAAGGUUUGGCUACGGGACCAAGUAUGGCCCACUCAUGGUAUUCACUGGCAUUGCAGUUGCUUUUGGUGGCCUGGGCUUGAUCAGGGCUGCAAGAUUAAGGCCACGCAAGACUUCAGCCUCAGGUUAA
Messenger RNA from Fusarium fujikuroi IMI 58289, 1419 nucleotides. Its product is annotated as related to monocarboxylate transporter 2. Lineage: Eukaryota; Fungi; Ascomycota; Sordariomycetes; Hypocreales; Nectriaceae. Bases 1 to 1419 code for a protein of 472 amino acids. Gene Ontology annotation, cellular component: fungal-type vacuole membrane. The record is from RefSeq and is a predicted model, not a curated record. Gene Ontology annotation, molecular function: transmembrane transporter activity. Gene Ontology annotation, biological process: transmembrane transport. The transcript has 2 exons.